UGGAUAACAUCGUAAACGAGGACCACCUGACGGUGAGACCGGACUAAAUGGAAGCAGCGGAGGAAACUCUCACUUACCGAGAUGACACCUUACUUCACAGGAAGCUGCUCCCAGAGGACAAGCAUAAGGACAUCACAGACAGUAAGGGCCACGCCACCGAGAAAAAAAGCGAGGAGUCAAACUAUGUGGACCUGGACAUGAAACCAGACGGCGCAAAAACAGUGAAAGUGACUUUCACUGGCGAAGGAAACCAGCUGUCUGUUAUCAAAUGUGACAGUUCAAAGCAAGGGGAGCAUGACGAGGAGGGUAAAAUCAUUUCAGAGGACUUUAUUGCAGAGAAGUUAGAGGACAAGGGGACCACCGUCUCCGGGCCUGUUUCGGGUAAACCUCCUUUGGAAACUCUGACCAAACUUCCCAACACCGAUCAGGACUUUGAGAAUGAGAAUCAGCGGCAGGCCGAGCUCGACCCGAGUGACUGCAGUGACCAUGUGUGCAGUGAGAGUGAUGAGCUCCAAUACACGGACAUGUAUCUGAACAGCAAGACGGAGUCGGAUGAUGGUGCCAGCGCGGUGCUGUCCGACAACUGCGGCUCCGAGACCGUGGAGGACGAGUCCCACUAUAUCACGACGCACGAAAUCCAGUUGACCGAGCUCGACCAUGAUGUAGAUUACGACCUGGGCCGAGGGACAUGUUGGGAUAUUGAAGACGACAACCUGGUUUAUUCCUUUGUGGAUUACGCGUCUUUUGAAAGCGAUGAAACGCAGGAGGGGAUUUUGAUACUGGAGGGCAGGAGCCACGCGAAAGUGCAGUCUAAUCUUGGUGGAGCAGUUGUCAGCACAGAGCAGGAUGAUAGUGAAUUUUGUGACUCGGACAAAUGUGCCAGCUCAGAUGAAAGCGUGUUCAAAAACCACAGCGGAGACGCUAAUGCGGGGAAAAUUCAUUUAUCAAUCAAAACAUCCUCCAGGGCGGUCAACGAACCUGUCAAUGUCUUUGACAACAGCACAUGUGGGUACACGAAACACUUUGGAGACGGGAGCCACUUCUCUUUUGUGAGCUCUGGUGGCAGAGUGGGGCCCUUCAUCCCUGCUCCGGGCCGUCAGCACCUUGCAUCGAAACUUAGACGCAAAGAUAUUAAUGAGUAUUCCAGCGGAGCGUCCAGCUCCAUCAGUGAGUUGGAUGACGCUGACAAAGAGGUGCGUAAUUUAACCGCCAAGUCUUUCCGGAGCUUGGCAUGUCCAUAUUUUGACGCCAUUAAUCUUAGCACCUCGAGUGAAUCCUCUCUGUCGGAAUAUGGGCUAAAUAAGUGGUCAGCUUAUGUGGACUGGAAUUAUGGAAACAUAUCUAGGGGAGGAGACCGGAGCGUAAUUGCGCACAAGACUUCCAGUGCAACUUUGGAAAUGAAUAAGACUGUGGACAGUAAGAGGCAUGGUAGGUCUUUUACCGGCAUGAAAGCUCCACCAACCAAAAUGUUCGCGUUGAACAAGAGAACUACUUCUCAACAAUCAUCUUCUUCUAGCAAAAAUGUCGAACUGAAAGAUCCUGUUCAGUCAAAGCAGCGUGGAGUCACGUUGAAUUUCCGCUGUAAUGUCGAAGCACCUGAAGGCACCAGACGUCCAAAAUGCUCCAAAAAAGCACGAUCCAAUGAGGUUACUGGGACUGUGUUGGCCAGGUCAGGGUGUGAGAUGCAAUAUCAUAACACAGAUGGCACCGAUGAUACACACAAAAGAGCAGUUUAUGCAUCAAGUCUUUUGAAAAAUGUGAUUUCCAAAAAGAUGCAGUUUGAACAGGAGCGCAAAAUGGAGAGGGGUGAACUUCGUGACACAUACCCAGCUCUCUCCCCGAGUUUUCAAUUUAAAGAUCAAGACGGGAUGAAAGACAGGAGUCAAGGGAGAUGCUUACAAAGACAGACAUCAGAAUCAGGCUCAGGAUUUACUAUUAAUUCCUCUGAUGAUCAAAGCCUGGAGGGCAGCAGACCCUGCUCCUGUGAGCCUGCAGAGAAAAGCAACAAACCAUCAGAUGAUUCAGAAAAGCGACAACAGGAGCCGCCAAAGGCAUUGCUCAUCCACAGUCAAAGUAGUGCAUUUAAUUCAGUGAGAGAUGAGCCAGAACCUGUAAAUGAGGCUGAACCCACAUCUGUAAUUGCCACACAGACCACAACAAAAGGAUUAGACUCCAGCAGCAUGCUGACAAAACUGCUGUUUGUUCCAAGCUGCCAGCUCCUUUCAAAAGAGAAGGAUUUUACAGAGGACUUGUCAAGCCGUGCACCUGUCACAGGCGCACAUGCUGGCCAACAGAAAUGUGAAAAAGAGUUCAAAACAGGCAAUAAUGGAAACAUAUUAGACAAAGAAGAAAAUGAGAAGGGAGGAAAAACCCCAGAGAUAAAAAUAUGCCUGAGGAGUGUGAAGGAAAAUAAAGGCUGUACACUGAAUAUUGCCAACCUGUUAACCCCUAAAAUAAGCUUCAACACUGUGAACACAUUCAGGGCAGCAGGUGAUGCCAAAUGCCACGUUUUGUCUGCUUCAGAUAAAAUCCCAAACUUUACCGUUAGAGACAUAAGAGACACCAAAUGUAAGUUUCAAACACCAAUAUAUCAAGUCAGAGAUGUUCGUAAAUUGGUAAAAAGUUCAUAUCGCUUUGUUUCAUUGGAUAACAGUGAGAGUAAAUGUUCCACGGCAGCUGAUAAACUUGAGGCCACAAAGGAGCCGGUUAAGCAUGUAUUACCAUCUCCUAUUGUGAUUAAAUGUCACUCUGUAAAAACAAAUGUCAAACAUCAGACAGCUGAGGUGUUACAGACACAAGCAGAAGAAAAUACACCAUCACAUUGCACUGCCAGAAGGGUGCCACUUGUUGUAUCAAAUAUUGAAACCAAACUGACAAAACAGAGGCAGGAGAAGUUUACAUGUGAGACGGCUGAAAGGAGAAAUGAGCCAAAAAUACCAAAACAGGCUGCACUAGAGAAGCUUAAAGCCGCAGUCAAAACAAUGGAGCAGCUUUAUGUAUUUGAUAGAAAUGAAUGGAAGCGUAAAACUCAAGCUCCACAGCCAAUCACAGACAGUCAUGUGUUGUCUCUUAUUGCCAGUGAGGAGCAUGGAGCAGAGGAGCUGGAGACAAACCCUGACAGGAUUCAGUCACAGGAAGAUAAAGGAGCUUUGAAUAUCAUACAUGUUCCAUAUGACGAUGACACGUUUAAAACACAAUCACAGCAAAACAAAACAUUUAGUAACAAACGCGUCCUUCAUUUUGGCAAUAAGGCACAUGUCAGCAUUAGCUCAGUUAGUAAACCUAUUCCACAAAGCUCUGCGCCACAAACAUCAUCGACUAUGAAAAGCGCCAAGACGCUGGUAGCUCCACUCUCGGUGAAAAUAGAGCCCCCAAAACACUGCCAGGUGGAGCAGGGAAAGGUCAAAUUCAUUCCCACUAAUCCCACUGUCGCACAGGCCUGCUCAGACUCUGAGAACUAUUUAACCAUCCCGGGGCUGGGGUAUACCAAUGAAAUCAAACUGCUGAAUCGAGAGCCCGUUUCGAGGGAGGUGAAUUCAAAUGUUAGACAAAUCAAAACAGACGACAGGAAGACACCUGAGCAGAAAAGGUCUCCGUUAAUUAUGGAGUACCCGGCUUCAAGCAUCUACCAUCACUCGGCCACAACAGGGCCUCAAGCACAGCAGCAGAUAUUGUGUUUCUCUCCAUCUGUCCCGUCUGUGUCACCUACACCAUCUACUGGAGAGAGAGUCCCACAAACAGAGCGCAAGAUGCUCUUGGACCCCACCACAGGACAUUAUUACCUGGUGGACACUCCCAUACAGGCCACCACAAAGAGACUAUUCGACCCUGAGACAGGCCAGUACGUGGAUGUGCCCAUGUCCCAUUCUCCUGUGGCAACUGUCAGCCCUGUGCCUCUCUCGUUGUCCCCCCUGGCCCUGAGCCCAGGAGUGUACGCCCCCACCUACAUGAUCUACCCAGGCUUCAUCCCCUCGCCCACUCUGCCAGCCCAGGCGUUGUUGCCUCAGUCGCCGUGUCACUUUGAGUAUGCAGGUGGAGAAAAGGUGAAAAAUGGCCCUAAUCCGGAAAUGAAUCCAUCAGGCCCAGAGAGUGCGUAUUACAGUGCAACAGGUGAGGCAUCACAAGUGCCACUGCAGCUUCCUGUAAGUUUGGGACAUGUGACCGCCAGAGGGGGUGCAGCCAGCUCCGACAGGAAGCCAGUUAUCAGCAUCACAACACAACAAGGUCCAAGAAUCAUCGCACCACCCUCCUUUGAUGGAACAACAAUGAGCUUUGUAGUGGAGCAUCGGUGACCAAGGAAAUAUCUCAUCAUCCAUACAUCUCCACCGAAGAAUCUGCCUGCAUUCACCGUAAGGGCAGUUUUCACCCCAGCCACCGAUCUACUCCCCAGGACAACUUCCACCAACAACCGUUUCUAUCCCCUCUCUGUUUUGUUAUUUAUCUUUGCAGCAGACAUUACUGUAAUCUGUAUGCAUUGCAGCACUUUUUAGAGUAAACGUAUUAAGCCGUGUUCUCUGGCUGAUGCUAUAUGAAUCUGCUUUGUAAUACUUUCCAUUCAGCUGCUGUCUAGAACUUUUGAAAUGCUGUUUGGGCCCUGCAAAAUGUCUAUUCAAAAGGAAACGAGACCAGCCUUCGACAGUUCAGUGUCCGUUAUUAUCGACUAAACCACUAUUUUAUUAUUAUGAAUUUAAAUUGAUCAUGUCUUUAAAGCAAGACUAUAAUUUUUGAAAGGUAAAACUUUAUUCUACAAUUAAAAGUUGAACUCAUAAGUAAUAAAUUCAACCUUGCUGAACACAAUACACUCAGACAUAGCUAAUGUCAGCAAACUUGAUAGAUAUUACUGUGUAACUGACAUUACUGAGUCAGUUUGCUGACGUUUUGUCUCCAGUUGUACUACUGCUACACUCCGUUUUAGGAUGUCACAGAUAAACUUCUCAAUGGUUUUACCAAAAAGAACAAGCCUUGCUGGCAGUUUGGCCUAAAGGAUCCCUGAAGCAGCAGACAGGUAUCAGGAGGCCGGAAGGACUUUAGCUUCUAUGGUUGCAAAAACAUGUGUGGAAGGAGUUUCAGUUGGCAAUGGAGAAAGAUUUUUGAUCAGUCUCAUAGAGGUUCUGCCAAAUAUCAGAUGAUAGUCUGGCUUGGAGGGCGAGGCAGGGCUUGGACAAGGCUGUUUUCAUCAUGGGGUUAGAACUGCUAAUCCAGACCAACAGCAUUGUUGGAAAAUUGAAAACACAUUUUAAAGAACUCCUGAACCCGACUGAGACAUACUCCAUUGGGGAAGCAGAACUGGAAGGCUCGGUGAAAGCCUUGUCCAUUUCACUGGAGGUCACUAAGGUAGUCAAAAAGAUCCACAGUGCAAGGCUCUUGGGGUGGAUGAUGCUGAAGGCUGUAGACAUUGUGGGCCUGUCUUUAUCGACAUUCCUCCUCAAUGUCAUGUGAGGGUCAGGGUCAGUGCCUGUGGACUGGCAGACCAGGGUGGUGGUUCCCAUUCUUUAUAAAAACGGUACUAGAGGGUGUGCUCCAACUAUUAUUAGGAUAUCAAAAUGCUCAACCUUCCUGGGAAAACUUAAUACAGGAGACCUGAAAGGAGGCCGAUUGUCAAGCCUUAGGUCCAGGAGGAGCAAUUCCGCCCUGGUCGUGGUACGAUGGAGCUCUUUACCCUUGAAAAGAUACUGUGGAGCAGCGGACCCCAACAUUUUUUAUGUCUCCUCAUUGGGUCUUUUCCCUUUUCCAAAAAAGCUCUUUAAAGACGUUUGCUUUCCACUCAUUGUUGCUUGUGGCUUAUUUUUUUGGAAGUAAUGUAUCACGUGACAGACAAGCGUCUUGACAUGUGUCAAGAGACACAGACGUACAGACAGAUGUAUCGGAUAAAAAUAAAACCUUUCAAAAUAAAAUAUUUUUUUAUUCAAUCUUUCUGUGCGGCCCGGUACCAAAUGACCAACGAACCGAUACCACCAUUGGGGACCACUGCUGUGGAGUACGGUAUUUUGUUUUGGGUACUGUGGGAAUAUGCAUUGCUUUUAUUAUGAGCCAUUUGGUCCUUAUAACUGGAGAGAGCUGUGUGAACAUUCGGUUCUCAGCGGGUAUUGGGCUACACCAGAGUUGUGCCUUGUCACAAAUUGAGUUUGUGAUAUGCAUGGACAGAAUUUCUAAACAUAGCCGAGAUGUAGCCUCAGGAUUGCGUCUCUGCUUUUUUUGGAUGAUGUUGUUCUGCUGGCUUUAUCAGACUGGGACAUCCAGUACGGGGAUGGUUUGUGGCCAGGUGUAAAGAACAAGUGUCAGUACUUCCCAGUCUAGGGCCAUUGUAAAAUGGUGGAUUUUUUCUUUAGAGUUUUAAGUGAAGGGAGGGUCUUGUACAUGACUGAGAGUAAAGAUGGAGUCAGAGAUUGACAGGAAUUUUGGAGCCACAAUGCAGAUGCUGUACUGGACUGUUGUGGUGAAGAGAUCUCCAUUAACCAGUUGAUCUGUGGUCCAACCCUCACCUAUAGUCAUAAGCUUUGGGUACUGACUAAAAUAAUAAGAUGGCAGACACAGGCCACCAAAAUGAGUUUUCUUCGCCGGGUGGUUGGGCACACCCUUAGAGAGGGUGUCAAGCUCAGACAUUUGCAAGGACCUCAGAGUAGGACCCCUGCACUUUCAUGUUGAAAGGAGCCUCUUGGAUGCUUAUAGUACCUGUGGAGGUAUUCCAGACACAGGAUACGUUGGAGGGUUAACAAUGCCUUUAUCAUCUUCCACAAAAAGAUGGAAGAAUUGGCGAGGGAGUUGGACAUAUGGGCUGCCUUGCUUAGCCUGCUACCACCCUAAUCCAAAACCAGAUCAGUAGUGGAAAAUGGAUGGAUGGAUAGAAAACAUUUAACUGAACACUCUCACAUCUUUGGAAGUUACCCUUCCGACAAUGUGCCAAUAUCCUGUAAUUGUUGCUUGUGUCCACAGUGGCUGUUGAUCAAAAGUUACGUAGUCUUGCUUUAAUUGACGCAAUAAUAUAAUUACUUAUGGUGAAUACAACCUAUAAUAUUUUACCUUUUUCUGAAGACAGGGACCAUUUGUCUGCACUGAACUUUAAUACAAAAUGCAAUGUAAGAUGUCAUUUUAAAUCACCCAAAGUGUAGUCAGAGAAAGAAUUAAAAUGAUUGUAUUUCAAAAUAAUAUAUUUAAAAGAUGACCCAAGUAAACGGUAAAUAUCUGACGUUGCUAUGUAUCAGGUUACUACUACCCAACACUAAUUUUCCACAUUCACUAGAACAUUUCCAUGUUUUUUUAGAAGUCGUUUGCUCUGUUCUACUUGGAAGUAUGUGUAACCUCUGUGUCACGACUCACAAAAUACUGCUAAUACCGGCACGACAUAUAUGCUGUAUGAAGUAUUGAAUGUUUAGAUUUUAAAAGUAUGCACCUUGCAUGUUGGAGAGAGAAUGAAAGAGAAACACAUUAAGUGUGUUGCUCAGAUAAAACGGAGCUGAGACUCUGGUUUAAAAGUGUACUUGGUUCAGUAUUUCCGAAGUAGUGUUGGGCCUAAUGAGUCAAAACCAGCUGAGACAUUUAGGGGAUCACUUCCUCUAUUGGUGUUGGUUUAUUUGACACUUUUGUGUGUAAUGAGAUGGAAGUUAGUGCGAGUGCAUCUGAAUGUGUCCGUGUUCAUGGCUGUGAGUUAUGUAUGGCAUUUCAGUAUUCUGUGAGCGUACAACAAGGAGUCAUGUUACUUCACUGUAGAUGAGAGCGUAAGACGGCACAUGUGUUGGGUGUCUUUACACUUUACACACAGCAAUGUCCGUUUCUCUGUUUUAACACUCUUGACCUCUAUAGCCUAAAUGUGUAUGAAUUGAGGUUUUCGUGAAAAUGACACAUCAAGUGAUGACAUACAUAUUACUGCUUUCUGUAGAGUUAAGCUCUGAGAUUGUGUUUUUGUCUGUUCUGUUUCCUUUUGAAUAUGCAGUGGGGCAUCAUAGGUCAUUCUGCUAGACUCAGUUAUACCAGCAUCCCAUGUAGAAUGAAUGCAAACUGUAGAUUGCUAUUUUAUUUAUUUUUAGCAUUUCUCAAAUCCAAACACACUUUAAAGGUAUUUGGAGCUGCUGGUCAGUCUAUGUACCUUUAUCCUGUAAAAUACAUGUUAUUAUGCCUCUGUGACAACAGACUUUAUAUAAAUUGCCCUAUGAGUUGAUUUCAUUAUAUAAAUUCAUGCAGUGAUUUGAAAGACUUGUUGACUGUGCAGUAGAUUGGACAUGGUUUGCUUUUUUAGAGCAACUUCAUGUUAAAACAUUUAAAGCAUUUUGAGGUGAAAUGUAACUUAAAUUUGUACAUUUAAUUCGUAAAACAUUGUUCUUCUUAAUGCUAGUAUUUUAUUUAUAAUUUUUAAUGAAUGUGCCCCUGAGGCAGUUGAGAGCAGUGCAAGAUAAACAGUAAUUUAUUUAGAUAUUGUGAAUUUGUUGUAUAGAAAUGACUUGCCAAGUAUCCAAAAACAAAACAAAAAAGGAAAUGAGUCAUGAUAUACUACCUCCUGCCAGAUAAUUUUAAAAGUAUAUGUUUGAUCAGCAAGUUGUCCAAAGGUGGAAGAUAAAAUACAUAUGUCUCUAAUGUCAGAUGAUUUAAUAAAGCACAUAUCAUUUUGAAACCCUGUGAAGACUAACAUAAAUACGAGCUAUAUUAAAUUUGUAAGCUCCAGUAAACCAGCUAUUCUAAUGUU
This is a messenger RNA of Cottoperca gobio, 8677 nucleotides long. RefSeq lists its product as uncharacterized. The record is from RefSeq and is a predicted model, not a curated record. NCBI's taxonomy places the organism in Eukaryota, Metazoa, Chordata, Actinopteri, Perciformes, Bovichtidae.